Neopelma chrysocephalum (saffron-crested tyrant-manakin) is the source of this 882-nucleotide messenger RNA. RefSeq names its product solute carrier family 22 member 6-A-like. NCBI's taxonomy places the organism in Eukaryota, Metazoa, Chordata, Aves, Passeriformes, Pipridae. The annotation marks the transcript as partial. Gene Ontology annotation, molecular function: transmembrane transporter activity. The transcript has 4 exons. Gene Ontology annotation, cellular component: membrane. Gene Ontology annotation, biological process: transmembrane transport. The record is from RefSeq and is a predicted model, not a curated record.
CCAUGGUCGCCACGUCCCGCAGCCAUGGAGUGGAUGCCGAUGGGAGCGCGGGCGAUCGUGAGCACCCUCAUGGGCUACUGCUACACCGUGGGCCAGUUCCUGCUGGCCGGGAUCGCCUUCGCCCUCCCCGACUGGCGCCGCCUCCAGCUCGCCGUGUCCCUGCCCUUCUUCGGCUUCUUCCUCUACUCCUGGUGGCUGACGGAGUCGGCGCGGUGGCUGCUCAUGGCCGGGAGGCCCCAGCAGGCCCUGAAGGAGCUCCGGAAGGUCGCCAGGAUCAACGGGAAGAGAGAGGAAGGGGACAAGCUCGACAUCGAAGACCUGAGGUCCCACCUGCAGAAGGAGACGACGGCGUCGCGGAGCCGCCACUCGGUGCUGGCCCUGGUGCGGACACCGACCCUGCGCCGCAUCUCGGGCUACCUCUGCUUCGUCUGGUUCUCCACCAGCUUCGCCUACUACGGGCUGGCCAUGGACCUGCAGAACUUUGACUUCGACAUCUACGUGAUCCAGCUGAUCUUCGGCGCCGUGGACAUCCCGGCCAAGUUGGUGUCCGUCCUCACCAUCACCUACGUGGGGCGGCGCUUCACGCAGGCGGUCGCGCUCUUCCUGGCCGGUGCGGCCAUCCUGGCCAACAUCCUGGUGCCGCGAGGUGAGACCGGGGGUGCCGGGGUGGUGCCCCCUCAGCUCCGGCCUCUUGGGACCCCCAUGAGGUCAACAUACCAACACGAGUCUCACACUUUGAGUGGUUUGGGCUUUUUGUGGGCGAUUUUCCCCAAAAUCCCGGAGUUCGGGGUUUUCUUUGGCCGCCCAACCCAACCCAAUGCAACUCAACCCAAUCCAACCCAACUCAACCCAACCCAACCCAACCCAACUCAACUCAACUCU